AUGGCCGACACACGUAAACGAUGGAUCGAUGAUGAAGCUGAUGGUACCAUUGUCAGUAGUGAUCUACUAGCUAAAAAACGUCGUGUGAAGAAUCACAAGAAAAUGGCGAUCAUGAUCAUCAUGAUGAACAAGCCUUGGACGACGAUCAGAGAGAAAGAGAAUCCUGUUGGAAAAGGAGAACAACCAACAACCAUGGUCCAUUGUGUCCAUGUCGUCGUUGAUCUUUUGGAUGGAGAUGUGAUAGCCAAAACGACUCGUUCAACCCACACAAAAUGCCGUCAACAAUGUAAAAUCAUCCGUAUAGAAAGCAAUAAUUCACAAAGCGAUGAUCAAAAGACAAGCGGUAAAAUCCUACAGAUCCAAUUGAUUAAUUUUAUGUGCCAUUCCAAUCUGAAGAUGACAUUAGGAGGAAAUGUCAAUAUCAUCAUUGGCAGAAAUGGAAGUGGUAAAAGUGCAAUCAUGACUGGUAUCAUCAUUUGCUUAAGUGGACGUCCUAGCAUUACCAAUCGAGCUUCUUCCUUGAAGGAAUUCAUUAAAAAAGACGCCAAAUACGCUCGGAUUAUAAUAACUUUAGCAAACAACGGCCCCGAUGCAUAUCGCGCAGUAGAUUUUGGUCCCAAAAUUUUCCUUGAAAGGCAGAUUCGGAGAGAUGGCCAUUCCACGUGCAAGCUAAAGUCUACAAACGGUCGAAUUAUCGCCAACGAUAAAAAAGAACUUCAAAAUAUAUUGGAACAUUAUAAUAUACAAAUUGAUAAUCCAGCUUGCUUCCUUACGCAAGAUGCUAGCCGAGAAUUUUUAGAAUCUCAAAAUGAAGCUAAAAAAUAUGAAUUUUUUUUUAAAGCCACUCAGCAACAAUAUAACAACUUUAUCUGUGCUUCUGAUACUCAGCAAUACUCCUUAGCUGCUGUUAAUAAGAAAGAAAAAGAAGAUAAAGAAAAGCUAAGUGAAUCAAGGAAAGUUGUAGAGUUAGAAAUUACAAAGCUGACUGACAAGCUGCAUAACCUUCAAGAAAAGAAAGCCAGUUUAGAUGCAGAAAAUAAGUCCUGUCAAGAUGAAAAGUUAUCGUGCAAUGUAAUGGUUUCACCACAGCUCACUUUUUUAUUUGAAGCGUAUUCAUCUUUAAUACAACCUUCGAUAAAAGCUUUUAAAAAUUCUUAA
Molecule: messenger RNA, 1158 nt
Organism: Trichoplax adhaerens
Lineage: Eukaryota; Metazoa; Placozoa; Uniplacotomia; Trichoplacea; Trichoplacidae
Exons: 8
Coding region: 1-1158 (385 amino acids)
Biological process (GO): double-strand break repair via homologous recombination
Cellular component (GO): site of double-strand break; nucleus; Smc5-Smc6 complex
Molecular function (GO): damaged DNA binding; single-stranded DNA binding; ATP hydrolysis activity
Source: RefSeq, a predicted model, not a curated record